GGAGAUGACCCCGGCUGGUUGACACCGACCUCUGCCUCCGGCGCCCAGGGCCAGAGGACCCAACCUGCGAGGUCAGGGAAGGGCCGCAGCUGAGGCAGUCCGCGGGCUCCCGUCGCGGGCGCAGGGACUGGAGAGGGGAGAUCCCUGGGGGCGCCCGGCACCCUGCCGCCAUGUGCGAGCUGUACAGCAAGCAAGAGACCCUGGCGCUGAGGAGAAAGCACAUCGGGCCUUCAUGCAAAGUUUUCUUUGCUGCGGAUCCCAUCAAAAUAGUGCGAGCCCAGAGGCAGUACAUGUUUGACGAGAAAGGUGACCAGUACUUGGACUGCAUCAACAACGUUGCCCAUGUGGGACACUGCCACCCAGAAGUGGUCAAAGCUGCCCAGAAACAGAUGGAACUACUAAAUACAAAUUCUCGAUUCCUCCACGACAACAUUGUUGAGUAUGCCAAGCGCCUCUCAGCAACCCUGCCGGACAGACUCUCUGUUUGCUAUUUUACAAAUUCAGGAUCGGAAGCCAAUGACUUAGCCUUACGCCUGGCUCGGCAGUUCAGAGGCCACCAAGAUGUGAUCACUCUUGACCAUGCUUACCACGGUCACCUAUCAUCUUUAAUUGAGAUCAGUCCAUAUAAAUUUCAAAAGGGCAAAGAUGUCAAGAAAGAAUUUGUGCAUGUGGCACCAGCUCCAGAUACUUACAGAGGAAAAUACAGAGAAGACCACGCAGAUCCGGCCAGUGCUUACGCAGAUGAAGUGAAGAAAAUUAUUGACGAAGCUCAUAACAGCGGAAGAAAGAUUGCUGCCUUUAUUGCUGAAUCCAUGCAGAGUUGUGGCGGACAAAUAAUUCCUCCAGCAGGCUACUUCCAGAAAGUGGCAGAAUAUGUCCGUGGAGCAGGAGGUGUGUUUAUAGCUGAUGAAGUUCAAGUAGGCUUUGGCCGAGUUGGGAAACAUUUCUGGAGUUUCCAAAUGUUUGGCGAAGACUUCAUUCCAGACAUAGUCACAAUGGGAAAACCAAUGGGCAAUGGGCACCCAAUGGCAUGCGUGGUAACAACCAGAGAAAUUGCAGAAGCCUUCAGUGCCUCUGGGAUGGAGUAUUUCAACACGUAUGGAGGAAAUCCAGUAUCUUCUGCUGUUGGUUUGGCCGUCCUCGAUGUAAUAAAAAAUGAAGACCUUCAAGGAAAUGCCACAAGAGUAGGGAAUUAUCUUACUGAGUUACUGAAUAAGCAGAAGACUAAACAUACUUUGAUAGGAGACAUCAGGGGCGUUGGCCUUUUUAUCGGGAUUGACUUAGUGAAGGACCAUCAGCAAAGGACCCCCGCCACAGCAGAAGCUCAGCACAUCAUCUACAAGAUGAAAGAAAAGCGAGUGCUUCUCAGUGCCGACGGACCUCAUAGAAACGUACUUAAAAUAAAACCGCCUAUGUGCUUCACUGAGGAAGAUGCCAAGUUUAUGGUGGAACAACUUGAUGGUAUCCUAACAGGUUUAGAAGAAGCCGUUGGAGCUGAAACUGAGAGUAUGAUCUCUAAGAAUACUCCUUGCAGAACCAAGAUGCCCAAGGAAGCACAGUCAGAAAUGCUCAGAGACAGCAGCCUGGAAUCCAGAGAAAAUCCCAGCCGAAAGAGAAAUGGAUUGUGCACAGAUUCACUGCUCAGCAAGAGGCUCAGAACGUGAGAGAUGAGCAUUUUACAAGAUAACUGUCCGGAGUUACAGAGAAUGAAUGCGGAUGUCCCUUCUGUUAAAGCUCUGUUGUACCCUCUGAAUGAAAUAUUUGCAUUUACUCAGAGGUAUAAAGUCAAUGAGUCAUAAGAUUAAUCCAAAUGAUAAUCAAACCAUGUCAAGACUAUUAGUUCAGCAUUUAGCCUAUUAAUUCCUUACUUGAGAUUUCUACAAGUACUUCCUUUAUAUUCUACUCAAUUUAAGCUUCAAAUGAAAUAUUUAUUAAGUUGACAGUUUUACUUCUCAUAUUUUAAUCUUUGACAUGACAGAGUAAAGUACAGUAGGUUUCUGAACUUUGGAAACUUAGUGCCUUAAAAUAUUGUAUUCUUUAAUGAUUUAAUUUAUAAAUAUUUAUGGCUAUAAUAAAAUAAAAGAUGAUAUGAACCAAAAAAA
Messenger RNA from Capra hircus (goat), 2102 nucleotides. It is a transcript of the gene ETNPPL, whose product is annotated as ethanolamine-phosphate phospho-lyase. Gene Ontology annotation, cellular component: mitochondrion. NCBI's taxonomy places the organism in Eukaryota, Metazoa, Chordata, Mammalia, Artiodactyla, Bovidae. Bases 171 to 1664 code for a protein of 497 amino acids. The transcript is spliced from 13 exons. Gene Ontology annotation, molecular function: ethanolamine-phosphate phospho-lyase activity; pyridoxal phosphate binding; transaminase activity. The record is from RefSeq and is a predicted model, not a curated record.